This is a messenger RNA of Zonotrichia leucophrys gambelii, 1864 nucleotides long. It is a transcript of the gene DPH2, whose product is annotated as diphthamide biosynthesis 2. The coding region runs from base 36 to 1472 and encodes 478 amino acids. The record is from RefSeq and is a predicted model, not a curated record. Gene Ontology annotation, biological process: protein histidyl modification to diphthamide. Gene Ontology annotation, molecular function: 2-(3-amino-3-carboxypropyl)histidine synthase activity. The transcript is spliced from 6 exons. Lineage: Eukaryota; Metazoa; Chordata; Aves; Passeriformes; Passerellidae.
GCGCCGCAGCCCGGAAGCGGGUCCCGCGUGCCACCAUGGCCGCGGCCUUCAGCAGCGAUGGGGAGGCCGCGCUGAGGCGGGAGCUGUGCACGGCCGUGGCCGCGGCACCGCGGAGCGACCUCGACGGCUACUACGAGAUGGGUCGGGCCUCCGCCUUCGUGCGGGAUGGCGGGUUCCGCAAGGUCGCCCUGCAGUUCCCUGACGAGCUCCUGGCAGACGCGGUGCAGGUGGCAGGCGGGCUGGAGGCAGCCACCAGGGCCGAGAUGUUCGUGCUGGGAGACACCACGUACGGCAGCUGCUGCGUGGAUGAAGUGGCUGCCGAGCACGUGGGUGCCGAGGCAGUGCUGCACUACGGCCCGGCCUGCCUCAGCCCCUGCAGGAAGCUCCCGGUGCUGCACAUCUUCGGGCAGCAGCCGCUGGACGUGGGGCGCUGCGCAGAGGCGUUCCGAGAGCUCUACCCUGAGCAGCAGAGCCGUGUGGUGGUGCUCAGCGAUGUGGUGUAUGCCCAUGCGAUGGGCGAGCUGGAGCAGCAAUUGUGCCCCGAGUACCCCAAUGUCAUCUUCUCCAGGCUGGUGUGGGGAGACCCUCCUGGCCCCGCAGUUCCUGGCGAGGAACGGAAGUUUGGUCGCCAGUUCCUGGUGGAAGCUGCAGGAGGGCUUCAGGACUAUGCCAUGUUCUACGUGGGAGCUGAGGGCCUCGCCCUCACCAGCUUCAUGCUGACCUGGAACCGCUGUCCUUUCAGCUCCUUCAAUCCCACCACCGGCUGCGGCCGCCGCGAGACCCUCAAUGUCAACCGGGCCCUGAUGCGGCGGCUGUACCUGGUGGAGCGUGCCCGGGAUGCCAGCGUGGUGGGCAUCCUGGUGGGCACCCUCGGCGUGGCGGGCUACCUGACCGUGCUGCAGCACCUCCGGGAGCUGCUGGCCCGGGCCGGCAAGCGCAGCUACACGCUGGCCGUGGGGAAGCCCAACCCCGCCAAGCUGGCCAACUUCCCGGAGGUGGAUGUCUUUGUCCUGGUGGCCUGUGCUCAGAACUCCCUCCUGGACUCCAGUGACUUCUACAGACCUGUUGUGACCCCCUAUGAGCUGGAGCUGGCCUGCAACCCAGCCCGUGAGUGGAUGGGGAACUACCUCACAGACUUCCGAGACCUGCUGCCAGGUGCCUGUGCUCAUGUUGAGCUCCCCCCGGCUGUUCCCGCAGAGGAGGCAGUUCCCGAUGUCUCGCUCAUCUCAGGGAAGAUGCGAGCUGCCCACCUCUGUGACCCCCCCUCCUCUCAGCUGCCCCCCAGCGCUGCCCUGGCCUGCAGGGACCAGACACGGGCGCUGGCAGAGAUCAGCCCCGCAGCCUCCUUCCUGGAGUCCCGCAGCUGGCGGGGCCUGGAGCAGCAGCUGGGACAGACCCCGGUGUCCAAGGCGGUGCAGGGCCGGCGAGGGAUUGCCAUUGCCUAUGAGGACGAAGGGUGUGAGCAACGCUGAUUCAGCAGCACUGGCACCCAGCCAGGAGUGGGGCUGUGUGGGCCCUGCUGUUGCCUCCCACUGGGUGCACUGCCGGCACCUUGCUGGAUGCAGCCUUAGGUCAGUAAUACUGCAGUGGGAGAGCAGGAGCUGCAUGUGUGUUCAGGAAUGCCUGUGGCACCCUGAGGCUCAUGGCCAGGGCAGCAGCAGGGCCAGGAGAGACAGGCACUUGGCCCAGAGCCAGUCUCCAGGGCUCCUUCAUCCAGGGCAGCUUUGUCCCUACAUGGAAAGGUCACGACUUUGCAAGAGCUGACAGUGCUGGGACUUGAGGCUUUUGUGGACUACUGCUGCUAACUAAAGCUGAAGAGGAUUUGUGAAUGAACUGGUUUUUAGAAUAAAACAUGGGCUGAGGA